Austrofundulus limnaeus is the source of this 1458-nucleotide messenger RNA. RefSeq names its product tyrosine-protein kinase CSK. Gene Ontology annotation, biological process: protein phosphorylation. Gene Ontology annotation, molecular function: protein tyrosine kinase activity; ATP binding; protein binding. The record is from RefSeq and is a predicted model, not a curated record. Lineage: Eukaryota; Metazoa; Chordata; Actinopteri; Cyprinodontiformes; Rivulidae.
UCCUCCUAGCAGCGGGCCUUGUUGAAGGCACACACACAUAAACACACACACAUAUGCUGUCAGAGAGCAGACAACCAUCAAAUCAGAUCCACGUUUUGGAUUGCCUGAUUUUACUGCCACAAACACCGGAUGAGCCCAACCGCAGGAGCUGUCCUAAUGGACCUUCACCGCUGAUCAGCAGCAGCAUCAUCUGCUCGACAGCGCGGUGGGAUCUUUUGGCUCUGAUGGUACUGGCUGAUCAGUGACCACUGCCUGUCUGAGGAUACCUGCUGCUCAGUUCCCCUCAUCAUGUCUGGGGUCCAUGUGCCAUGGUCGACUGGCACAGAAUGUGUUGCCAAAUAUAACUUCAAGCCCGGUAAUGAACAGGACCUGCCUUUCUGCAAAGGAGAUGUACUGACCAUCAUCGGAGUCACCAGGGAUCCAAACUGGUACAGAGCAAGAAACACAGUGGGCAGGGAGGGCACCAUUCCAGCCAACUAUGUCCAGAAAAGGGAAGGAGUCAAGUCUGGAGGGAAACUCAGUCUUAUGCCCUGGUUUCAUGGGAAGAUAACCCGCGAGCAGGCAGAGCGACUCCUCUAUCCUCCAGAGACGGGCUUGUUCCUGGUCAGGGAGAGCACCAACUACCCUGGCGAUUACACCCUGUGUGUCAGCUGCGACGGCAAAGUGGAACACUACCGCAUCAUCUACCACAACGGCAAACUCACCAUUGAUGAGGAGGAGUUCUUUGAGAAUCUCAUGCAGCUGGUGGAGCACUACACCAAAGACGCCGAUGGCCUUUGUACCAGGCUGAUUAAACCCAAGCUGAUGGAGGGAACGGUGGCAGCACAGGACGAGUUCUCCAGGAGUGGCUGGGCCUUGAACAGGAAGGAGCUGAAACUCCUCCAGAUCAUUGGUAAAGGGGAGUUUGGAGAUGUGAUGGUGGGAGACUACAGAGGGACCAAGGUGGCGGUCAAGUGUAUUAAAAAUGAUGCCACAGCACAGGCUUUCAUCGCUGAGGCCUCCGUCAUGACGCAGCUGAGGCACAACAACCUGGUGCAGUUGCUGGGUGUUAUCGUUGAAGAGAGGGGCAGUCUCUACAUUGUCACAGAAUACAUGGCCAAGGGCAGCCUGGUGGACUACCUGCGGUCCAGAGGACGGACUGUCCUCGGUGGGGACUGCCUGCUCAAGUUCUCACUUGACGUGUGUGAAGCUAUGGAGUACCUGGAGGCCAACAACUUUGUCCACAGAGACCUGGCAGCUCGAAAUGUGCUGGUGUCUGACGACAACAUCGCCAAGGUCAGCGACUUUGGCCUCACCAAGGAGGCCUCCUCUGUGCAGGACACGGCCAAGCUGCCCGUCAAGUGGACCGCCCCUGAAGCACUAAGGGAGAAGAGGUUUUCUACUAAGUCGGAUGUAUGGAGUUAUGGAAUCCUGCUUUGGGAGAUUUACUCCUUUGGCCGUGUGCCUUACCCUAGAAUU